UCAGUGAGAGCCAUUGUCACUAUUAUCAUGGUAGUCAUAUCAUAUACAGAGAGCAUAGCGGUUGAAAGUGAGUUCGACAAUGUAAAAAUGUAAAUAAACUGGAAAACAAAACUUAUAUGCGACAAAUCGUGGACAUAAAUGGAUGAAUUUGAUCGGCGACUUUCAGUUUUAGUUUUGGAAUUGCAGGAGGUCAUGGCGCAACCCACAGCGGGGUCACUGCACAUAGAGUACGGGUCAGAUAUCUAGAACCGGGGAUUUUAACUUGAUACUAAAGCGAACAAUGUCCCGAAGGAAGCAAUCCAAUCCGAAGCCAUUAAAAAGGCCAGAGGAUGAGGAGGAUGAAAAAGAUGUGAGUUCCAAGGAGAGCCAAUCAGAGGAAAGGAUAGGUAUGGAGGGUAACCAAUCUGAGACAGAGUUACAAAAUGAAAAAGAAAAUGAGCCAAUGGAAGAAGAGUGUAUAGCUAAGACAAAUGAAAGUGACAAUGACAACGAAGAAAUGAUACAAGAUGAUUCUAAAAUUGAGCAUGAUAGAACUUCAGAAGAAAAAUUGCACAAUUCAAGACAAAACCAGAAAAUAGAACCUAUGUCUCCACGACGACUAGAUGUCAUGAAAAGAUUACAUUUUCCGGUAGAUCUACUUACAUUACGUCAAGUGGACGAGUCAGAGUUUUUGCAAACAGGAAUCCCAUGGUCUGUUUCAUCACAAAUGGCUGUACCCAGAGGCAGCACCAUUGGCCCAUACCAAGGGGAGACGAUCGCGUUGAGUUCAAUCAAGCCUGGAGAACUUGUGCUGCAGUUCCAGGGCAAUGAUGGGGAGUUUUCCUUCAUCAAGGUCACAGAAGAGACAGGGGCUUGGCUCUCUUUGCUGCGCCCAGCUGAUGCUAGCUCCACCCACAACACCUCUGUCUACUUUGAAGGUGGGAGAAUUUGGUGUGAGAUUGUUGAAGAUCUGGACCAAGGGACAGAACUCCUGGCUUGCUUCACAACAGGAGGGGAACAGUCAUCUCCCUUGGGCAAGGAUAAACAAGAGAAGAGUGAGAACUGUGUUAUUCGGGAACCAAGAGUUGCGGCCCCUGCAGUGAAGAAACAUGUCUCGAAGUCUGGAAUUGGUGUGACGCCCCAGCCAGCCUUGAUAUACGGGUGCCCAUUCUGCAGUGUCCGUUUCUCCAGCCAGCGCACCCUUGAGGCCCACCUCCAAUACUACUGCUCGAAGAAGCCGGCAGACUUUGUGAGCCUCCAGGAACUCCAACAGAGGAUACAGCAACAUGCUGCCCUUGAGCUUCGCCUGCACCAGGCUGCCAAGAUGGAGGAUGACUCAGGAUCCCAGAAAAGUCCAGGACAGGUGUCUCCUCGCGGUGUUAAGCGUUCCAGUGAUGGAGACCAAAGUUCUGACUCCGAGACCUCAUUGAAAGUGAAUUCCCCACAGAGCGAGGUGUACCGCUGCAAGAUAUGCACAUUCUCCACAGACAGACUCUCCACCCUCCACAGACAUCAGACCUCUCAUAGUAUAGACACGGACUCAGGUACAGAGUCAGAGCGUCUCUCAGUAUCUCCCGCUUGUGUUGAUGAGAUGUAUUGUAAGGAAUGUAAGAUCCAGUUCUCAUCAGUAAACACUUUCCGAGGCCACAAGGAGUUCUACUGCAGGUUUAAUUUGUCUUCAAAGGACAAGAGUUCAGACAGUGAAAUGGCCUCACCAGGGGCAAGCAACCACUUGCAUACAGCCAGUGAGCUGGCUAUGAAACUCCUUAAGUCUCCUCCAGUAUCCCCUGAGGCUCAGCUGCUAGCCGCUAAAGGACAGUUACAGGCAGCUCUGUUGGCUUCAAACCCUUUAUUGCAAUCUCCGUUACUAUUACAAGAGCUGCUUGCAAAGUCCCAACAAGAGGAACUUAAUAAAGCUCUUGCAAGUGCUCAGCAAGCUACUGCGAGUAAAACUGUUUCCUUGGUUUCUGAAGACCAGCCAUUAGAUCUGAGUAAACCAGGCAGGAGAGAGUCAGAGGACUCUAAGCCAUCUGUUUCCCCUAACAAAGCAGAAACAUCAUUAAAAUCUGAACUAAAAAGUCCCAAUGAACAGCUAAGCCCUGCUUCAAAAAGAAUUAAAUUAAGUGACGAAAAAUCAGCUGACGUUCCUGUGUCAGGAUCCAAAACUCCUCUCAACAUUCCAUCUCUCCACCCUUCGAUGUUGCUAGGCAACCAGACUGUCCAAUUCGUGAACAAGAAACCGAUCCCACCUCUACAGUCCGUUAGUAGGUGUGUAGAGUGUAACAUCGUGUUUUAUAAACACGAGAACUUUCUUAUACACAAGGAGCACUAUUGUUCAGGAAGGCACGCUAGCAAAGAUUCUGCUUCCGAUUCCGAUAACCAAGAAAUUGAGGUAGAUGAAACUGAACCUUUGGAAAAACAGGAGGUGGUGUCAAAGGAAAACGUUACUAAGGAACCUGUUUCAAAGCCAGUGGAAACUGAGAGUAAACAAACUGUAAAUAAUGACAUUCGGAAAGAUCUGUGUUAUAAAUAUUUCUGCAUUCCAUGUAAGAUCAAAUUUAGUUCUGCUGGAACAUUGAAAGCCCACAAAGAGUUUUAUUGUCCUCAUGGGAAAGAAAAUGCUUCCGCUGGGGAAAAAGAAGAGUCAGAAAAUGGUGGAAAUCAUUUGAAUGGAUCCAGUUAUCAUUGCGAGAACUGUAAAGGUGAUUUUAGUUCAGCCCGUCUGCUUAAGCUUCACAUCUGUAUGGGUGAAAUGUCACCUGCCCCUCUUUUACGCUGCUUGUACUGUGACUACGUUACCCAGACUGAAAACAGACUCUCUGAACAUAUGAAGGUUCAUGUCCCGACAAAAGCGUUCAAAUGUAACCUUUGUGGAUAUCGUGGCAACACUGCUCGGGGAAUGAGAAUGCAUGGGAAAGUCCAUAUGGAAAGUGGGGUGGAAUUUACUGAUGAUAACAUGAUUGAAUUUCAGGAGCCACCUUUAGUUCCAAUUCAGAGAAACGGAAUGACAGAAAAUAAAGGCCCUGUGGAUGUUGAAACUGAAUUAAUUAGAAUGAAAAAUGAACCCUACAAGAGAAGGCGGUCAAGAAAAUCAUUUGAAAAGUCUGAAAACAUGGUUCCAUUCUUAGGGCAGAAUUUGAUGACUCAGAUCUGUGCAGCCUGUGGUCAGACAUUUACAAAUGUAAGUGACUUUGUUAUCCAUCUCAGAAUGCAUGAAAUAGCAGCUCUAGAAGCAAUGAAAAAUUUGAAAAGUUUAAGAUGUGAGCACUGUUCGGAGUAUGUAGCAGAAUCGCUGACAGCUUUGUUAGUUCAUAUGCAAACAAAACACCCUGAACAAUUUCCUGGAACAAGCAGACGUGAGCAGAACAGUCCCACAGAAAAUGAAAGUUCAAGGUCACAUGACAGUCAUGUUCCAAGUGACAGGUCAAGGUCAUGCUCAGUGGAGAGUUCAAAAACUACAAACUCUAUGUCUAGUCAGGAUAAUAAACUGUUGAGUGACCCCUCGCAUGGAGACAGUGCACACAAUAUAACUCCAGGAUAUGUUGAGGUUAAAGUUGAGAAGGAGUCCAGUGAUUCAGAAUCUGAAAUCAAUAAACAUUCUCCGGUUGCUAGGGAAACAAGAUCUCCAGUGGAAAACGAUCUGCCAACCAAAACAAAAACUCUACGAGAUGACAGUCCCAUAAAUGAAAGAUUAAGAUCUGAGAGGAAAGACUCUGCUUCAGGACACUCUAAGAAACAGCAAUUGUCAAACAACCAUGAAUCAAGCCAGUCACCUGGACCAGAGAUGUCUCCAGAAAGUGCUGUGAAGGUUGAACCCAAAUCCCCUUCCAGUCAAAAUAUCAGCAAAAGUGACAGAAAUAGAGACUCUGAUUCCCCUGCAAGUGACAUUCUUAAACAAGAAUCCAAGCUGUCCACUAAACUUACCUCCCCAGACCCGAAGACUCGAUACUUAAUGAACAUAAAGCAGGAGCAAAUGUCCCCUCCCGCAGCUCCUGUGACUCCUAAAAAGUCCCCGCCACCUACUAGUCCAAGAACCCCAGUAGUGUCCCCAAAAAUCAGCGUACCGCAUUCCCCAAAACUGCAGAACCUGCCUCUGUUGUACAACCACCCGGCAAUGUUGGCCCCCUUCCAUUUCCCUACUGGGAUUCCUCUGGCCCUUAUUCCUCCAGCGGGCCUCCAGAUGAGUCCCCCCGCCCCUGUGAGCCCCAUCGAGAAACCAGGCAGAAAGUACUGUAAACAUUGUGAUAUAAACUUUACCUACUUGUCAUCAUUCCUAACACACAAGAAAUACUACUGUAGUGCAAGAAACACAAAUGAUGGGGGAGAGAGUCCAACUGCUACUGCUUAAUUAUGCUGAGUUUAGUGUUAUGUAACCUUUUUUGUGCUUAAAUAAAAGACCACUUUCUUCACGAUUCUUACAACAGCUAGUUGUAUUUAGUUUAAGUUUUACAGCAUGCUUUUUCAUAAAAACAUGCAUUUUGUUAAUUGAUAUAAGAAAUAUUUUCUUUCGAGAAACAUGUUGUUGUUUUUUUAUUUUGCUCUUUGGCAAACAGUUGUGGGCUAUUGAUCAAAUAUAUUUUUUUCGUAGACUGAAGGAUACAAAGAAUGUUUUUUUCAUUCAUAGUUAUUUAUGAUCAUAUUAAUUCUUAAAAAUAUUCUUGUAUAGCUUUUAUAGUGCUCUUUGAAGACAAGUGUUUCCGAUACAUUGUAAUUUGUGAUAUAAUUUUUUGAUAGAAAGUUGUGCCAUAUUGUGUUUCUGCUAUAUCCUGAUAUAAAUUAUUCCUAAAGGCUAAAGACAACCUGACUAUACAGCAAAUAGUUUGAAGAUUUUUUUUCAUUUUUCCUUUUGCUCCAUAAUGUAAUGAAUGAAUAAUAUACUUUUUUUAAAGAAAUUAUUAAAAAUACUUCCAGAAUUUGGCAAAGUUUUUCUUUACCCAUACUUACAUGUACAAAUCUAUACGCAAAAAAUUAUCAUCAUUUUGCAUUGUUAUAAGUAUUUACUUUCAUGAAAAACAGUAAUUAAAUUUUUGAUUUAGUGUCUCAGUGAUUUUUUAUGAAUUGAUUUAGAGUUUCAGCAAAAAAACUUCAACAAAACUAAAUUAAACCAUUCAGGUCAAUUUAUGCUAGAUUAUGCCUUGUGCUAUUGUUCAUUCCAUGUCAUAAAAAAAUGAUACUUUUUUAUUUUUCUAUGACAGCUUUAUCAGUUUUGACUUGUGCACACUGUUUUAAUGGAAAAAGAAAAUAUUUUUCCUGUGAUGUUUGGGCCACACCAAAUUGAAGUUUUGUUCGACGGAUUUCUCUCACAAUUUAUUAAGAAAAUGCAAAGAAAUAUGAAAACACACUCUUGUAAAAAAUGUUGCAUCGAACAAUGGGAAAAAUGUGUUAUAAUAAUUAUAUCUUUAAAAUCUCCCAGAAAACUGAUACAGGCGUAUAAAAAUGAAUACUCCAUUGAGUAUUUGCUGUAACAAUUACACUAAGAAGAGAGAAUAAAGUUAUGAUUAUUGAGAAUUAUCAUUCUAAAUAAUAACUUAUGCAUAAAAAUGGUUAAGCUUUCUCCCUUCCUGUUUAUAAACAAAAUCGGAAAAAUGUAUUUUUAUUUUUACUAUUUUUCUCCAUUUUUUUUACAGCUAAAUUUGUAGGACAUAAAAAAUUGGUGUGGCCCUUAGUUAACUAAACCUUCAUCAUUUUUUGUUGAGAGCCAAAACUGUUCAUUGUUUCAUUCUGUAGUAAAUUGAUUUUCACAUUAUCAGUAAUCAUUAAGUUGCCGCAGGGUCAAAUUAUCAACGAAAAAACAACAAUGUAUCGUAAGAUUAUGAAUUUCCGUUAAAUACCAAGCGCCUAUUAGAAAUAUAAUUAAAUUUUUUACCUUGAAAAUCUUAAUAACCAUAGAGGGUUUGUUCCAGCCAAAUAAUUUCUUUCAAAAUAUAUCUCAUUAUUAACAAGAAUAAAGAGUUAUAAUAAAUUUACAAUAUGCUCAUUGGUAAGAUGGCCCUAACACGUAUUCAACACAUUGAUCAGCAACAAUUUAAAUCUUAUUGAUAUGGUACAAUUAAUACCAUUUAGAAUAAUUUUAUAACUGAUCUGAUAUUUUUGCUUUCUAUUCAGCUAUGUAUAGUAGGGCAUUAUGUUUUUAUUUGAAUCCGUUACUUUUCUAAAUUUUGAUCAUAUAAGUCUCAAAAUAAAAAAUUUCAUAUGUGCCAUAUGCCGAACAUUUCAGAAUGUUUGCCGUAAUAGGUUGAAUAUAAUUAUCCUAUUCAACUUUACUUUAUUAAUGUAUUAUAAUUCUGUUUGUAGCUUUUAAUGUUUUGUUUCACUUUUGUCUGUAAUUCAGCAUUGCAUUGUGUUCUAAUUUAUUUACAUUCUAUGGUUUAUGUCGACAGUCAUGUACGUUUUUAGUUUUAGCUUGUAAAAUAGAGGAGGUAUUGUUAUAGCCUUGGUGCCAUUGUCAUCAGCCUUUUCAUCAGAGUGGUCAGUUUGCAAAAACAUUCAGUAACCAUGGUCAUGGCCGUGGCGCCAUUGUCAUCGGCUUUUUCAUCAGAGUCGUCAGUUUGCAAAACAUUAAGUAACCAUGGUCAUAGCCAUGGCGCCAUUGUCAUUGGCUUUUUCAUCAGAGUCGUCAGUUUGCAAAACAUUAAUAACCAUGGUCAUAGCCAUGGCGCCAUUGUCUUCGGCUUAUUAUCGAAGUGGUCAGUGGGCAAAAACAUUAAACAUGGUCUUAGCCUUGGCAACAUGGCCGUCGGCGCCUUCAAUGGCAACUUCAGUGUGCAAAAAGAUUAACCAUGACCAUAACUCAAAAGCUUUUCAAGAUGUUCAAAAAAAACUUGCAACAUGUUUUCCGAGACAUUACACAAAAUUUCCUUUAGGCCCAUAAUGCCAGCUUAAAUAUUUGUUGAGUUAUUCCCCAUUUUUAGCAAAACAAUAGACAAGCGUUCGCGUUAGCUUGACGGCGCUCUUGAUUUUUUCUGUUUUCACCAGUCACAUUUGUGUAUUUUUAAAAUAAUGCAUGUUUUUCUGUUUUUUUUAAUGAUUUUAGUCAUACUGCUAGUUCAGGUCUUUGAAAAUGAAUAUGAAAAUGAUAUUUUCUAAAAGUAUCAAAGUGUCAAUUCUUACAUGUUUUCUGUGUUAUAAUUUCUGUAUAGUUUUGUUUGUAGUAAAUAGAUUACUAGCAUCAGCAUUCUUACUUCCAGGUAGUAAAAGAAAUUCAUAGUUAUUAACAAUUAUCAACAUCAUGUUCAGUCAGGCACUUCUAUCUAGUCCGCACAGUCAAAAUGUCUGCAUUAAACCAUAAUCAUGCUGCGUUGUAACAGACAUACACAUGAUUGCUAUUUAAAUAUGUCGAUGCUGACUUAACCUCUGUUUAGUUUUGUACACACUUUUCUCUAGUCUUUCGUGCAAUUGGCAGUUCAUACACUUUCCCGGUGCGUAACUUCAGGGGAGCAAUGGAGACAUUUGAUGUCCAUACCAAAAAAUGACCCUCUACCUAAGAUUAUGAUUAAAAAAAUGGUCUGCAUGGUCCUGAAAUAAAGUUAUAUCUUUAAAGAUUAUAUGUUGAAUAAAAAAUAUGUGGACACAUUUCUAAAACAAUAGAAACUUAGUAACACCAAAAUAAUCUCAAAAAAAAUGCUGCAUGUUUUUCACCAUAGUUCAUCUGGAAUUACGCCCCUUGCUAUUUCUGUACUAUGUAUACCAGAGUUAUCUUCCAUUUUGAGGAAGCGUUGUUGUUAUGUAUUCAGUCCAAGUCAGCAAAUGUUGUAUCAUGUCUAUUAUUAUUAUUAUACCUAUGAUUUUGUUCUGAUUUUAUAAAAAAAUAAA
Molecule: messenger RNA, 7791 nt
Organism: Mya arenaria
Lineage: Eukaryota; Metazoa; Mollusca; Bivalvia; Myida; Myidae
Product: zinc finger protein ZFPM1-like
Exons: 6
Coding region: 281-4327 (1348 amino acids)
Biological process (GO): positive regulation of transcription by RNA polymerase II; negative regulation of transcription by RNA polymerase II; heart development
Cellular component (GO): nucleus
Molecular function (GO): RNA polymerase II-specific DNA-binding transcription factor binding
Source: RefSeq, a predicted model, not a curated record